This is a messenger RNA of Umbelopsis ramanniana AG, 1565 nucleotides long. RefSeq lists its product as uncharacterized. Bases 286 to 1452 code for a protein of 388 amino acids. The transcript has 3 exons. Gene Ontology annotation, biological process: transmembrane transport. The record is from RefSeq and is a predicted model, not a curated record. NCBI's taxonomy places the organism in Eukaryota, Fungi, Mucoromycota, Umbelopsidomycetes, Umbelopsidales, Umbelopsidaceae. Gene Ontology annotation, cellular component: membrane; endoplasmic reticulum.
CGAUCAUCCAGCAACCAACCAAAAUUCUAUCCUUGCCCUUUACUGAGGGUCCCCGUACCACAUCUGACCAAUUGUAACCUCAUCCAAACGGAAAAAGUGCAAGGCUCUCAUCAGAAUGGGUGUCUUUAAUGUUGUUUAAGCACACUUAUGAGGGAGGCUCCAGCAUCAAGAUUAUGUCAUUUUAUUGCCCGCUUUAAGGUGAAAGGAGCCUAAAUUUGGAGCACAGGUAGUAGUUGACAAUAAAAAAAAUCGUCUCAAGUCAACUUCAUUGCCAUUUACCUCACCAUGCUGGACAAACUCCCCGUGGGUACCUUAAUUCUAGCGUCUAUAGAGUCUACUUCACAGACGCUAUUGACCAUCGGCAUAGGGUAUCUUUCAGCACGGUCAGGAUUUCUAAACGACAAGUCACAGAAAGGAUUACAGAAGCUCACCAUCAAUGUGUUGACGCCAGCGCUAUUGUUCGCAAACGUGGGCGCCCAAAUUGACCUGCAAAAAUUGAUCACUUUGUGGGCCGUGCCAGCAUUUUAUGUUGGAUACAUUUGUAUUGGAUUCAUCAUUGCCUUGAUGGCUGGAAAGAUAUGCAAAUUCGACUGGGCCGCUUGCAAAUUCGUAGCCGCCGGCGUCAUCUUCCAAAACACCACGUCUCUUCCAAUUGCCUUAAUUCAAAGUAUGGCGUCCACUAGGGCUAUUGCGCUGCUUAUGAGAGAGGACGACACACCUAGCGCGGCAACGUCAAGAGGCAUCUCAUUCAUUUUGAUUGCCUCACUUUUGUCUAAUUUAUUUCGGUACAGUGUUGGUACAUGGCUGUUCAGUGAUUCGGACCGAAAACGGACCAACGAGAGUGAUAGUGAAGACGGCGAAUUACUUGAUACCACGCCAUUACUUAAUGCCACUCCCCGUCGACGCAAAAUCGCAGGCAUGGCCGUUAGCGGAUGGCAUCGUGCUCGGGAAAUCUUUAACCCUCCUCUGCUGGCUGCUAUCGUUGCCUUGAUUGUUGGCAUCACGCCCCCACUGAAACAUCUCUUCUUCAGCCAGGACGGCGUGUUCUACAGCUCAUUGACAGCUACUAUACGACAGCUAGGUCAGGCAUGCAUCCCCAUGGUCAUGAUUACUUUGGGAGCCGAGCUCUAUACUCUUCCACGCGACACCUCUUCCUCUACCAAGGAGAUGGUCACCGCUAUCAUUCUUCUCAAGAUGCUUGUCAUGCCUAUUUUGGGCGGCGCAGCCGUCCUUUCAUUACGCCAGUGGGUCACAGAUGACCCUAUGAUGUUGUUUGUAUUGAUUCUAUUAGCGGCUUCACCAACAGCCAUCAAUCUUAUGACCAUCUCUCAAAUGACGAGGCGGUAUGAAAGUGAAACAGCUACUGUGUUGUUUUAUAGUUAUUUAGUGGCUGCAUUCACUCUUACCAUUGCCGUAUCUGCCAUUUUACUCAUUUUCCAAUAUAAACUUUAGCUGUGGUCACAAGGAGGAUAGUCAAUUGUAGACCAGGGAAUCCAAAAAGUUGUAAAAGCGUAUGCUUGUAUUUUUCAUUGAACAAAAGAAUAAAAAACACAGAUGUAUUUAUU